AUGAUUAUCUUAUUGACGAUGGAGUUUUUAGUAUUGGCAAUUAUAGGUGCAACGUAUGCUUCAGUACUUUUUGAGCCACUGGCACAAUCAGUAAGAAAUAUGAGAAAAGUAAACAAUAGAUCAACAACCUAUAGCAAUGCUAAUACUUUUAAACGUAAGAUUAAAAGAAGCUCAAGAAUCAAACUAACAAAACCUAGAGUCAAAAGUGGUAAAAAUCGUAUGCAAUGGCAAUCUGACCAGACUAUGACACCUUUUACUACCACAGGACAAAGGUCAACUGGUGUACGUCCACGUAAAACCACAAAUGCCAUUUGGAUCAAUGAAACUUGUGCUGAUGAAGAGCCACCUCCUUAUUCUGCACGUGAAAAAGGAACACGACGGAAAAAGCUCAAGUUGAAAUUGAGAUCAAUAUUUAGAAUUAAUUGA
Molecule: messenger RNA, 426 nt
Organism: Candida dubliniensis CD36
Lineage: Eukaryota; Fungi; Ascomycota; Pichiomycetes; Serinales; Debaryomycetaceae
Exons: 1
Coding region: 1-426 (141 amino acids)
Source: RefSeq, a predicted model, not a curated record